Castor canadensis (American beaver) is the source of this 372-nucleotide messenger RNA. Lineage: Eukaryota; Metazoa; Chordata; Mammalia; Rodentia; Castoridae. The record is from RefSeq and is a predicted model, not a curated record.
AUGGCGGCCUUCCGCGAUAUUGAGGAGGUGAGCCAGGGGCUGCUGAGCCUGUUGGGCGUCAACCGCGCCGAGGCACAACAGCGGCGGCUGCUGGGUCGCCACGAACAGGUGUUGGAGCGGCUUCUGGAGACGCAAGACGGCGCCGAGCAGCGGCUGCGAGAGACCCUGGCGGUAGAGAAGGAAGUGGCCCAAAGCCUUCUUGAGUGUAAGGAGCAUGUGUGCCAGAGGGGCGUCGAGCUGGAGCAGCUGAAAGCCGAGCUCCAGAAGUCGGCCGAGGAGGACGCCCGCCUGCAGAGCAGCCUCCUUCAGCUCACCAGGGAGCUGCAGGAGCUCAGGGAGAUGGAGGCUGACCUGGAGAGACAGGAGAAAGAA